AUGUCUGCCUCCGACAAGAUCAACAAGAUCUUCAGGCUAGACUAUGCUCAGGCUGUCAAGGACAAGAUUGGCGCCGAUGGUGGCAGUGCCAGUGCCUUCUUCCUUGGCAGCGAGGCCCAGAAGGGACCUGUUGGUGGCGAUGGUAUCCCUAAUGAGUACACCAAUCAGGGUAUCCACAACAUUGCCUCGGACGACCUGUUCUUCGACCCUGGGCACUCUCGCGGUUAUAACGAUGCUCUUCAGAGGAGCAAUGAUCAGGGAGCAAAACCUGGCCCUGUCGAGAGCCAGAACCUCUACAACGCCCGCGAAGAUCUCUAG
Molecule: messenger RNA, 318 nt
Organism: Colletotrichum spaethianum
Lineage: Eukaryota; Fungi; Ascomycota; Sordariomycetes; Glomerellales; Glomerellaceae
Exons: 3
Coding region: 1-318 (105 amino acids)
Source: RefSeq, a predicted model, not a curated record